This is a messenger RNA of Lampris incognitus (smalleye Pacific opah), 3397 nucleotides long. RefSeq names its product glutamate dehydrogenase 1a (gene glud1a). NCBI's taxonomy places the organism in Eukaryota, Metazoa, Chordata, Actinopteri, Lampriformes, Lampridae. Gene Ontology annotation, biological process: L-glutamate catabolic process. Gene Ontology annotation, cellular component: mitochondrion. Bases 179 to 1813 code for a protein of 544 amino acids. The record is from RefSeq and is a predicted model, not a curated record. Gene Ontology annotation, molecular function: L-glutamate dehydrogenase (NAD+) activity. The transcript is spliced from 13 exons.
UGUUCCUCCAUAUCUCUAUUUAUCCUCCGUGUGUUCCGUGGAUCUCCAUAUAUUUAUUCACCCUCCGUGUGUUCCGUGGUUCUCCAUAUAUUUAUUCACCCUCCGUGUGUUCAGUGGUUUUCCAUAUAUUUCUCCGUGUGUUCCGUAGUUCUCCAAGCCGGACUGAGGGACACAGAACAUGUUCCGGUGUCUCGGUGACUUCCUGACCCGCGGCGGCGGCGCGCUGGCCUCGGCCUGCGGUGACUCCGUGCUCGCGCUCCCGGCCUCCUCUGCGUCUCUGCUGCGGCUGCGCAGCUACAGCCAGGCCGUAGACCGGGACGACGACCCCAACUUCUUCCGCAUGGUGGAGGGUUUCUUCGACCGAGGGGCGGAGAUCGUGGAGGACAAGCUGGUGGAAGAUCUGAAGAACCGGGAGACACCGGAGCAGAAGAGGCACCGAGUUCGCGGCAUCCUGAAGAUUAUUAAGCCGUGUAACCACGUACUCAGCGUCUGUUUCCCCAUCAAACGAGACAACGGAGAAUGGGAGGUGAUCGAGGGCUACCGGGCACAGCACAGCCAGCACCGGACCCCCUGCAAAGGAGGUAUUCGAUACAGUACUGAUGUGUCGGUAGAUGAAGUGAAAGCUCUGGCCUCCCUGAUGACAUACAAAUGUGCUGUCGUUGAUGUUCCGUUUGGUGGAGCCAAAGCUGGAGUGAAGAUCAACCCAAAGCAUUACUCUGACAAUGAGCUGGAGAAAAUCACCCGGAGGUUUACUAUCGAGCUGGCCAAGAAAGGCUUCAUUGGGCCCGGUAUAGAUGUCCCAGCACCAGACAUGAGCACCGGUGAGAGGGAGAUGUCCUGGAUUGCUGACACUUACGCCAAUACCAUGGGACACCAUGACAUCAAUGCCCAUGCCUGCGUCACUGGUAAACCCAUCAGCCAGGGGGGGAUCCACGGGCGAAUCUCUGCCACCGGCCGUGGAGUUUUCCAUGGCAUUGAGAACUUCAUCAAUGAGGCCUCCUUCAUGAGCCAGCUGGGAAUGUGUCCUGGCUUCCAGGACAAGACUUUUGUCAUCCAGGGCUUUGGUAACGUUGGACUGCACUCCAUGCGUUACUUGCAUCGGUUUGGAGCGAAGUGUGUUGGAGUCGGAGAAAUGGAUGGAAACAUCUGGAAUCCCAAUGGCAUUGACCCAAAAGAACUGGAGGACUACAAACUGGCUAAUGGCACCACCGUGGGCUUCCCCAACUCCACCCCGUACGAAGGCAGCAUCCUGGAGGCCGACUGUGACAUCCUGAUCCCUGCCGCAAGCGAGAAACAGCUGACCAAGAAGAACGCCCACAAGGUCAAAGCCAAGAUAGUCGCAGAGGGUGCCAACGGACCUACUACCCCCGAGGCGGACAAGAUCUUCCUGGAGAGAAACAUUAUGGUCAUUCCAGACAUGUACCUGAAUGCUGGUGGUGUGACCGUCUCAUACUUCGAGUGGCUGAAGAAUCUGAAUCAUGUCAGCUACGGACGACUCACCUUCAAAUACGAAAGGGAUUCAAACUACCACCUGCUCAUGUCAGUACAGGAGAGUUUGGAGAGGAAGUUUGGGAAACAUGGAGGUUCCAUUCCUGUCAUCCCAACCUCAGAGUUCCAGGCCAGGAUCUCUGGAGCAUCUGAAAAGGACAUCGUUCACUCAGGACUUGCCUACACCAUGGAGCGCUCUGCCAGGCAAAUCAUGCGUACGGCCAACAAGUAUAAUCUGGGUCUGGAUCUGCGGACAGCUGCUUACGUCAACGCCAUCGAGAAGGUCUUCAAGGUUUACAACGAGGCUGGUCUUACCUUCACAUAAGACUGCCAGGACCCAUCUGUCUGUCUGUCUGUCCGUCCGCUCUUUCUCCUUGUUCCUUCUUAAACCAACCUCUCUAUGACCUCUCCACCAACAUCAGUGCUUGACAACCGUUUUCUUAAACCUUCACACAACUUGAAUCCACUGUUUACAAUUUAGCACAAGACAGCAUAUGAAAAAUCCUUUAGCAACACACACACACACACACACACACACACAUACACACACACACACACACACACACACACACACACACACACACACACACACACACACACACACACACACACACACACACACACACACACACACACACACACACACACACACAUCUUAAGCUGCUUUGCUUUAGCACCUGUUGCACUCUUGGUUCAGUCUGUUGUCAUUUGGACUCACUUAAGUCAAACUCUUUUAAGUCAUUCCACCUAUUCCAUUUGACACAUCCUGUUCACUUCUCUCCUCAAAUUGAAAUACACCAAAAAAUAUCUGGUUGAAAGCUUUGACAGGCUGACGGUUUUCUGAAUUAGCAAUGUACUGUUUGACCAUUGGUCAACCAUAUUUCACAGAUGCUCAAAUAUACAUAUCUAUCCAGAUUUAGUAGUAGUUGAAAUGAUCAGUUUUAUAUCUGUGCAUAUGUACUAUUUACACAAAGCCUUAAUACCAAGGAGAGUUCUCCCAUUUUUCAGUGUUUGUCACUGACAUAAAGAGCCCACAUAGAUCUUUUUUUGUGGCUGAGCUCAAAAUGUCAGCCUUAGAAUAGUUCAGGAGGAUCUUUUUCAUAUCAUGGUGAACAUGUGAACCAGCCAUUGUGGUCUUAUGGCCUGUAGAUGAUAAAAGGGUGAUUUGAUUCCCAGGUUUCCAGGUUUGCUCUGUCAUUCUGUUAAAGUUUUACUCUUUCUGACAGGUCAGGGGUCAGACGAAACAUGUUUGUGUAACCUGGAUUUAUAAUUAUUUAAUAGACAGCCUGAACUCAGUCUAAUCACAAGAACUCCCCAGGAGCGUAUGAGGAGUGAGUGCCUUGUUCAAACAGAGCUCCUCUUGGAAACAGGAAGUUGUUUUUCUAACUCCCUGCUCUCUGGUCAGCCUGUUAGUGUUUUGAAUGAAACCCUACAGGUAACAUAGUGGAGAUAGAUUAACAAUGUUGCUAAAAUCUCAUUGUUCACCAUGUUGAAAUAUUAAGAAUGCAUGGAUCAGAGGGAUAUCAUCAGCAUAAAAAAAUUGGCUGAAACUGAAGCUAUUAAACGGGAAGUCAAGUUAGGGGAUGUCCCACCCUUCCCUGCAACGCCAUUGAUGCGAUAGAUUUCAUAUUUUAGCUCUAAGAUAAAAAGUUUGCACAGUGACGUUGGUGAACACUUGGUUACUGUCGGCCAUAUUGCCAUCAAAUUCCUUGGUAUGGCUUGGAGUUGGUUGAUAGAUGUGUGUUGGGGCAGGGCCUGUGGUAGGACUGGGUGGAAACAAGUAUAUAUCAGUGAGGUGUUUUUUCUUUGUAAGCCUUCAUUUAAACAGCUUUAAGAUUCUUUAAGACAUUUUGUAUUAACUUUUUUUGUUAAAAUAAAUUGUUAAAGCCAAUUAAAGUAUAAAAACGAA